AAUGGCGCUGUCAAGUUGAUGUAAGAGCUGUGUAAUGUCUUAAAACCAGGAAAAUAAUGUUCCCAUCUGCAAGCUACACGAUUAUUUUGUGAUUAAGCAAUGAAUAAUGGAAGGUUUGAAACACAAAUGGUUGUCCACCAUAAACAAACAGGGUCUUGAUCCGAGGCGUUCAUCAGCAGUUCAACCCGAUGAAGAAGUAGCGCGAUUUCCAACAGAAGAGGGAAAUACUUUAAAUCGCGGAAGCCAGCCGGAAGCAAGGAUCACUCAUGAAGAUGACCCUUUAGCUGAUCAAGACAAACUUGAGAGUAUUGAGCCGGAAUACUUCAGUAGUGAAGGUUUUGAUCCUUGUGGUCAUGAAUUAAAGAAACUGCCCCAGAAACUGGACAGUGAUGCCAUUGAAAAAGACUUCCAGAAACUGUGGCAGCAACAUGUAGUCGUGUCCAAGAAAGUGCUGCAACUGAUACAACAGAAACAUGCAACUUUCAAUGAGGAGUUUUCGAGAAUCGUGGAAGUGCAACAGGAACUGCAGGCUACACUAUGCGUGUGUAGGGAGGGACGGAGGGACCUGAACCUUGCCAAACGACGGUUCACUACAGCCAGCCUCGGGAUCCUUGCUAACUACCGGAAGAGGCAGCUGGUACAGGGCCUCUUGCACUCCCUCAACACGAUCAAGACUCUGCAACGCACAGAGGAGCGCUUGCAGGAGCUGCUGAGUGAGGGGAACUACCCUGGAGCAAUCAGAUUGCUCCUGGAAUGCCAGAGUGUAGCGGCAACAUAUCGACACUUCAUGUGUGUGGCAGCCCUGAGUGGCAAGCUGCAGGAUACACUCUUGACGGCAGAAGAGCAACUGGACCAGGCUCUAGCAAAGGUGUGCAGUCAUUUUGAUUCUGAUCACUACAGCAAAGUGCAGGCAGCAUACAAUCUACUAGGCAAGACACAGAUGGCCAUGGAUCAACUGCACAUGCAUUUUGCCUCAGCCAUCCAUAAUGCUACGUUCAGUGUUGUGUAUGGAUACGUAGAACUGUGCUCUGGGGCCGCACAGGCAGAAAGUUCGGCUGGUGGGAACACAUUCCACAAGAAACAGUACGAGCAACUGUGUGAGUGUGUGACAGCAGAAAGCUUCAUCCCCUGUCUUGUUGACCUGUGCAAAGCAUUGUGGGGCAUCAUGCGAAGUUACCACCAGGUGGUCAGUUGGCACCAGAGGAAAGAUUCAGAGAAAUUGUCUGCAGAUGGUGUGAGUGAGCCUCUUUACUUUGAGGAGAGUUUUAACAAGCAGUAUGUGAAGGAGAAGCUUGGGAAAGGGCUGGUGCGCAUCUGGCAUGACGUGCAGGCUCGUGUGUUAGCGUACCUGCUGGGCUCUGACCUCUCCUGGUACAAGUUUGAUGAGUUUCUGCACAUCCUUGGAAUUGUGCACAGAUUGAUGGAGAUUGGGGAGGAGUUCUGCGCCAGUAAGUCUGAAGCUCUGCAGAACUCCAUCAAGAAACAAAGCAGCAACUACUUCCGCAACUAUCACCACGACCGCCUGGAGGAGCUGCGGAUCUUCCUUGAGAAUGAGAGCUGGGAGAUGUGCCCAGUAAAGCCCGACUUCACGAUCCUGCAGCUGCAGGAGUUCCGAUCAUUGCGCCACAUUCUGAAGACCUGGAAGCCUCGAGCUGAAAGUGUAAAUGGCAGGCAGACUGCUGUGAGCAGUCCUGAUUGUAGUAGCAGUAACCACUCUCAAGAUGGCAGCUCCAUCACUGGUGGUUACUUUGCACGUUACUCAGAGUCAGGAAGCCCAUUCGAUGUUGGUUUCGACGAGGUCCAGGAGGAAGAUAUUCUAGCAAACAUUGGGGAUGAGCCCUCUGGUUACUUCAGUGACGAGAGUGAUGAGGAUAUUCCUGAAGAGCUAAAGAAGGAUUUUGUGGAUGAGAAUGUUGGCGACACUGUCAUUAACAGACAUUCCAAACCAAAUUCAAAGAAGUUCAGUCGGAGAGAGCUCAUGAAGGCACCAAUUCUUACCAACACAACUCUGACGGUACUGCGGCAGUGUGGGAAGUAUCUGCAGAUGAGUCACCUGCUCAGGCCUAUCGCAUUUGAAGUGAUUGUGUGCAUGAGUCAGCUGUUUGACUACUACCUGUAUGCUGUUCAUGCGUUCUUCACCACAGACCUGCCGGUGUCCUUCCGCUCUGUGUACAACCUGAACCUGCAGACCUCGCUGAAGAGAAUACAGGAUAGCCUUGUAGUGCCCUCGCAUCUCACAGAGGCAGAGCAAGACCAGACGGAAAGAACAGUGGGUGAGGUGCCUGAGCCUCACAUCUCACCAGUAGUGGACCUCACGCAACGGGAAACUCUGCACGGGCUAGCAGAGAGGGUUGUGGCUGUGGAGUCUCUCAUCUUCCUUGCAAAGCAGCUGGAGUUCUUGCACGAUUACCUGGAGCAUCUUCAGGGAGGCUCCUCUUUCCUGCAGCAAUUCUUCUCACAGACGGUUACUGCAUCCGCCGAACUGCGCCGUCCUGUGUACAUGUGUGUGGCUGCCACUGCUGUCGACUCAAAAGUGAUCUUGGCUCUGAUGGCUAAAGUUAACUGGGAAGUGAAGGAGGUGAUGAGUCAGCACAGCAAGUACGUGGACAUCCUGCUCAGGGAGCUGCAGAUAUUCAGCAUGCGCCUUGAAGAGGUUGUGCUGCGUAUCCCUAUCCCACAGGAGGUGUACCUCAUCCUUUGGGAAAGCAUCAUCCAGCUGACCUGCAAGACUUUUGUUGAGGGAUUCUCGAAUGCCAAGAAGUGUUCGACUGGAGGACGUGGUCUUAUGCAGCUUGACUUCAGUCAGUUCCUCUCAAAACUGAAGAAACUGACAUCCAUCCGACCUAUCCCAGGCACAGAGUAUGUGGAGCAUUAUAUCAAGGCCUAUUAUCUUCAAGAGGCUGCCUUGGAGUCCUGGGUUCGGGAACAUAAUGAAUACUCAAGCAAGCACUUACUGGCUCUGGUGAGUUGUGUUUGCCAGAAUGACAAGAAGACUCGCCAAAGACUCACCGCACUCAUCGAAGACAUGGAGAUAGUUGGCAGUUACAACUACUGGAGACUUUGCAACAGCAGACAGGUCCUCAUAGACUUGUAUUCAGGAGGCAGCCAUUUCAGAACUCUCUGCAGUUAUUCUAUGCAAAUAGCUGGGGUAGUACAUUGAAAGAGGCUGUGACUACAUCACCAAUUCAUGAUUUUCCUCUCACCUUACAGUUUGCUGUCCGGAAGUGGGGAGUUUUAAAGCUGCCGGUACUACAGGGCUGGCAGCUGUACUUUAGUAUGUGGGCAACAGUUUGUUGUCCAGAAGUGGGGAGUUUUAAAUCUGCCGGUACUACAGGGCUGGCAGCUGUACUUUAGUACAUGGGCAACAGUUUGUUGUCCGGAAGUGGGGAGUUUUAAAUCUGCCGGUACUACAGGGCUGGCAGCUGUACUUUAGUACGUGGGCAACAGUUUGUUGUCCGGAAGUGGGGAGUUCUAAAUCUGCCGGUACUACAGGGCUGGCAGCUGUACUUUAGUACAUGGGCAACAGUCUGUUGUCCAGAAGUGGGGAGUUUAAAUCUGCCGGUACUACAGGGCUGGCAGCUGUACUUUAGUACAUGGGCAACAGUUUGUUGUCCAGAAGUGGGGAGUUUAAAUCUGCCGGUACUACAGGGCUGGCAGCUGUACUUUAGUACGUGGGCAACAGUUUGUUGUCCAGAAGUGGGGAGUUUUAAAGCUGCUGGUCCUGCAGGGCUGGUCACCGUACUGUAACUUGGAGGUAACGGUAUUAGUAUUGCUGCAUAUUCACUGUUACGGUAGUCCAGUAAAGGUUAAAAUCCAGUCUCUCAGAAGCAGAUUUACUAUGUGUGAAUGUCCCUUUCUUCUCUCAAUUUAUUUAGUGAUGCUGCAUCAGAUUUAGUAGUUAGUUCAAAUCUUGAUGUCAGAUGGCAAGUACUAUAAUGAUACAGGGUGGUUCUGUUCUGCUGUCCAAGGUUUUUUCUUGCGAGGCCUGAGGAGCAGUGAGUAGAACCAGCCCGUUCAGGCAUCUUACUGGACAUUAACCAACAGUUAAGGUUUUUUCUAAUGACACUGUUGGUACCUAGACAAUGAUGUAUCAAAUGCUAGGAUGACAGAGGACUGGAAAAGGGUUUGGAAGGAAGUGGUUAUGGUCUAAUCAAGGCACAAUCCUGGGAUUUGCCUGGAGGGAAUUGAGGAAGCUGCAAGAAAUCUCAGUCCAGGAUAGCCAGUGUUUCUGCUAAGGUCUGAACCUGCCUGCUCAGUUUCAAAUGAAGCCUGGUUCAGCACAGCCCGUUCAAGCAGUCACUUGGUUCUUUGACAUCUGUAGAUCUGUAUACCCAUCUGCCACUGUAGCAACUUCCUUGCCAGCCCCUAGAGACUGCUUUGUACUCAAGAUUAGAAGGAAUCGCAUAUUGUGGGUAUAGCUUGAAACCAUAUAAUUGAAUCUCAAGGUCCCAUGGUCUCGGAGACAAAUCUAAAGAAUGAAGAUCUGUGACAUGUCAGAUCUGUCAGUGCUGUAUAACUAUGCAUAUAUAUACUUUCAGUGGUGAUGACUGGUAAUUGGUGAUACUUGAGAGUGGUAGCCACUACCGGAAGUAGGUACCGGUAGGGUAAUAUCAUGAAGAUGGAUGAUAUGACAUGUUUGUCAUUACAUACAAUAUAUAUGAAUCAUUAUCUUCUGGGUUUUGACACCGUGUAGUCUGGUAUGUAGAUACCAGUGUUUUGGGGGAACAUGCUGCCUACACAUUGAAAUGAGGAUGACUCAACCAGUGAGAACAAGAGUGUGGGUAUGAAGACUGAGGGGAGGGGUCGAGGAGUAGUGAGUCAGACAUGUUAGCAGAGUGCAGCCUGCUUACUCUGUCAGCAUAGAAAUGGAUUGGCAGCCCUGGUUAUUCAGCAUGGUCACUUUGCUGGUAUAGACACUUGCAGUGUGUGUGUAUACAUAAGUUUCGACCUUCUCAUAGUGGUGACUCUAUUUUGAUUGUCUUUGAUUGUGACAUCAUGUAGGUUCAUACCCUGAAGAUGUACAUUCUGUGUUCCUCUGCAGCUUUGCUACUAGACUACACAGUGUCAUAACCCAGAAAACCACAGGCUUUACAUGCAGAUGUUCAAAAGUGAUUGGUGUUCGCUGUUUGUUAAGUGGAGCAUCCCUCCAUCUCAGUGUAAAUACUGUGUUUUGUAAAUAUGCAGAAUAAAAGUAAAGCUGCUUGUUGUCA
Messenger RNA from Cryptotermes secundus, 5210 nucleotides. RefSeq names its product syndetin (gene Vps50). Gene Ontology annotation, cellular component: EARP complex. The record is from RefSeq and is a predicted model, not a curated record. The transcript is spliced from 19 exons. Gene Ontology annotation, biological process: endocytic recycling; retrograde transport, endosome to Golgi. Lineage: Eukaryota; Metazoa; Arthropoda; Insecta; Blattodea; Kalotermitidae. Bases 107 to 3160 code for a protein of 1017 amino acids. Gene Ontology annotation, molecular function: SNARE binding.